UACCAUCUCCAUUGGACUCUGUUCUGUUGUUGGAUUUGUGCUGAUGCAAUGAAGUGAAUGUGCUCAUGUAUUUGCCUGUUUGCCAGAAUCGACACUUCCAGGAACUUGCCAUAUCAGAUGUACAUCGCUGCUCAGUGCCAUUCGCACUGUGCCUCUCGACAUUCCCUGUCUUGUGUGGAAGGAACGUUGGGUAGAGAAUCGAUGGCUACCUUGAAAUCAUCAAUGACCAGAAGAAUCUACGUCCAUUUUGAGACCAAGGAGCAACUUGUGGAGGAAGGCACCAUCCCUCUCUUUCCGAGUUCAUUGAUAGGGUGGGCAGAUUUUGAAUUUUCAGGGGUAAGUUUGAGUCUAAAUUGUUCGUACUCUUAAAUUAAGAUGCAAUCAAUUCACAGUCCCAUCAAGGACCUUCGCACUUAUAAGACUAGGAUUUCCCGUUGAGCUCCUUGAGGAGAAAGGGGGGCUUCGAGGCUAUGAAAUUCGGAUCACUUAUGGUUAAUUUCCUAUAAAAACACUCCCUCCUUCCUGAGCCUCUUAAAUCGUCUGACCUGGUAUAACAGGGAAUGAC
This is a messenger RNA of Bemisia tabaci, 565 nucleotides long. RefSeq lists its product as uncharacterized. The record is from RefSeq and is a predicted model, not a curated record. Lineage: Eukaryota; Metazoa; Arthropoda; Insecta; Hemiptera; Aleyrodidae.